Pangasianodon hypophthalmus (striped catfish) is the source of this 1149-nucleotide messenger RNA. RefSeq names its product zinc finger DHHC-type palmitoyltransferase 22 (gene zdhhc22). The transcript has 3 exons. Gene Ontology annotation, cellular component: Golgi apparatus. The record is from RefSeq and is a predicted model, not a curated record. The coding region runs from base 132 to 974 and encodes 280 amino acids. NCBI's taxonomy places the organism in Eukaryota, Metazoa, Chordata, Actinopteri, Siluriformes, Pangasiidae. Gene Ontology annotation, molecular function: palmitoyltransferase activity. Gene Ontology annotation, biological process: protein palmitoylation.
CAACCGGUAUUCUCCCCCCGCACCCCCCUCCUUCUUCCCCUGAAUGAGUUAUUUCCCUUUUUAAUGCGCGCGUGAGACAUGAGCUCCGAGACUGAAAACACAGCUCAGCGGAUAUAAUCAUCAGACACGGUAUGAUUGUCAGGAUGCUGAAACUGCGAAUGCUCAAUGCUAUUGCACCAGCCUACUUCUAUGCUGCCACAGCAGUCACCUUUGUUCUCCAUUUCUUCCUUUUCAUCCCCACUAUUUUCCAAACCCAAAAUGUUACACUGAGUCCCAUCAUGCUGCUCCACAUUACUGUUUUACUCUUUUUUAUGCUCAAUGCACUUGGUAAUUACUCAAUGACUAUAUGGUUCCCAGCUGAGAGUGCCAAUGAGAACAUUAUUCCAGUCUGUUCACCAGACUGUCCAGACAGAGUGGACGCUCACUACCUCCUUAAUGGCCGGCACUUCUGCAAACUGUGUAAGAAAGUCAUUCUAAAACGGGACCACCAUUGUUUCUUCACGGGAAACUGCAUAGGGAACCGGAACAUGCGCUACUUUAUCAUGUUCAGUAUCUACACAUCCUGUACCUGCCUAUACUCUCUGGUGCUUGGGGUGGCCUAUCUCACAGUAGAGUAUUCCAUCUCCUUUGAAAACCCUUUGACCUUCCUCACACUUUUGCCCCUCUCCACAGGUUACUUCUUCCUCGGUGCCAUCUCAGGCCUUCAGUUCUUUCUGGUCAUCAUGCUGUAUGUAUGGUUAGGCAUUGGUUUGGUGAGUGCUGGUUUCUGCUGCCAACAAGUCUUGCUUGUGGCCCGUGGACAAACCUGGUGCCAGCUACAGAAAGGGCAGCUAGUGGAGAGCCGAGGAACAUGGCGAUCCAAUUUGAGGGAUGUAUUUGGUUCCCGCUGGGUACUGGGCCUCUUUCUACCGGUACAGACUGUGGAGACCACUCCUGGAAACUGGCAUAGUUAUCAUGACCACAAGCAUGACUGACCAUAUUUAUUAAGUGCACAGUGAUGAAGUCUUAAUAUGGCAUCUGCUGUAUUUGCAAGGUGAAGAAAUGAUGCCAUCAUUGUAGAGAUUAGGUGGCAUUUCUCACUUAGAAUUAAUACAUCGAUUGAUGUUCAUCAGUGUUAUUCAAAAUAAAUGGUGAUUUUUUUGUAUUGAA